Clonostachys byssicola is the source of this 1551-nucleotide messenger RNA. NCBI's taxonomy places the organism in Eukaryota, Fungi, Ascomycota, Sordariomycetes, Hypocreales, Bionectriaceae. The record is from the annotation of a GenBank genome assembly.
AUGUUCGAUAACCUAGAACACCACGAUUGGGGAGAUGUGCAGUUGGAGAAAAGCGUCGGCGAGAUCAUGAGCUCCAAUUACGAAGAGUGCAAUGAACUGAUAAAAGACAUCUUUGAAAUGGUCAAGAAGUUCGAAAGCGAGCUUGAUCAUUUAGAGGUCUUCCAACCCGACGAAAAGCAGGCAGAGAAAUCCAAGGAUACCAGAAAACGUAUAAGAGAAGGUUUAAUCCUAGUAAUGAAUGAAUCUAACUACGAAUCGAGAAUAAAAGAAAUAAAGGAGGCAAGUGGUACGCUCACCUGGCUUCGACAGCAAAUCAUCGACCUAAAGAAGCCUUCCCAACGAGUAGAAUCGAAAAAGCCCUUGGCGAAAAAGGCUCUUUGGACAAAAAUACGACAUGCAUCUACAGCACUUCACAGAGCAAUGGCCGGAACGUGGACGUGUAGUCAAGCAAGUCAGAUGCCACAUUUCAUCAAAUUGUUCGUGGAAGCCAACGAGGCCGACAGUGACGUCCAGCUGAAGAUCGCUAUGCUGGCACAUGACCAUAGCGGGAAGGUCGGAGUCCCUCGCAUUAUUAAACUUCAAAUUCGAUCGAGAAUGACGCUCUUGUAUCCGAGAAUCCCGCGAAUCCCAUCGCCAGAUUCGAGCGAUGAAAGACCUCGGAAGCUACGUAAAUUUGUACGUUUCGACUUUAGCGCGUCAACACCAUGCGCCGCCGCAAUGGCCGGGCGAAGUGAAACGAAAUCAGGUACUUCUUCAGAUAUAUCGCCAGAUCUCCGGAACUCCAAAGACCUCUGUGGGGAGCUCAUGCAACGUUAUGAUCAAGCAACCAUUGGCAUCGAUUAUUGCGUUGGUCAUAUCGACUUUGAUGCUGAAGAGUGCAAUCAGCAUCUCUUCUAUUUACCAGAUAAUCUACACCGUGCUCCCACCUUAUCUGUUAAUCAGUUAAUUACCAUGGAUACCCUUGUCGGGUUCACGCAGGAGAUCGUCGCACCUAUCCACAAGCUCAAGAUUGCACGAUCACUAGCCUUAGCCGUGCUCAGAUUUCAUGGAACGCCUUGGCUAAGGGAGAUUUGGAAGCUUGGUGAUCUUUCAUUCUUCUACCAUGAAGAUAGCUUAUCGAAAUCACUCCAGACGCUCCAUCUUGGGGCUGAAUUUGAGCUGAAAAGGCUCACUAGGAACAUUGAAGUGGAUGCCAUUAUGGACAACAAUGGCCUUCUCACUCCACAUGGUUCACAGACGGAGGAGGAGGAAAGAGUAACAUGCGGGAUCAAUAACAUGACUCUACAUUGUUUAGGGGUAGCUCUCUUGCAUAUUGACCGAGGGACGCAGUUAGACCCAGGCAACGUGCUGCGCGUUCGCAAGAUGGCUCACGAGAGCUCGACCCUAGGUUCCGAAUAUCGAGAUAUCACACAACAGUGUCUGCGGUGUGACUUCGGGGUUGGCUGUGACCUCAGUCAGGACCAACUACAAAGAGCGGUUUAUGGGUCCAUAGUGGAAAGAUUAGAGUCGAUGAUAUUACGGCUUGAGCCUCUCUACUUGGAGGCUCCAUAG